Molecule: messenger RNA, 1163 nt
Organism: Hemibagrus wyckioides
Lineage: Eukaryota; Metazoa; Chordata; Actinopteri; Siluriformes; Bagridae
Gene: timm17a
Product: translocase of inner mitochondrial membrane 17 homolog A (yeast)
Exons: 6
Coding region: 99-626 (175 amino acids)
Biological process (GO): protein import into mitochondrial matrix
Cellular component (GO): mitochondrial inner membrane; TIM23 mitochondrial import inner membrane translocase complex
Molecular function (GO): transmembrane protein transporter activity
Source: RefSeq, a predicted model, not a curated record
AAGAUUCUGUACACUUAUACACAUCUGAAAGAGGCGUGGAACGCGUAAGGAGAGGCGUCACGUUCUUGAUUACGUCACUGGGAACGGAAAAGAACAAAAUGGAGGAGUACGCAAGGGAACCGUGCCCCUGGAGGAUAGUGGACGAUUGUGGGGGUGCCUUCACUAUGGGAGCCAUAGGUGGAGGAAUAUUUCAGGCUGUCAAAGGCUUUAGAAAUUCACCUUCUGGCAUAAACCACAGGGUGAGAGGGAGCUUGACAGCCAUCAGGACCAGGGCUCCACAAUUAGGAGGAAGCUUUGCUGUAUGGGGUGGGCUUUUCUCAAUGAUUGAUUGUGGUCUAGUAAAAGUGCGUGGAAAAGAGGACCCAUGGAACUCAAUAACAAGUGGAGCCAUGACAGGUGCUAUUCUUGCUGCAAGAAUUUGCUCUUUUGGCCAUCUAUCUUUAGAUGGGCCUGUGGCUAUGGUUGGGUCUGCAGCUAUGGGAGGCAUACUUUUAGCAUUGAUAGAAGGUGCUGGAAUCCUUCUCACGAGGUUUGCUUCCUCACAGCUCCCAACUGGUCCACAAUUUGCAGAGGAACCACCCUCAAUGUCUGCCACAUCCUUUGGUGACUAUAGACAGUACCAGUGAGCAGUCACAUAAUUUUCAAUACAUUUUAAAUAUUCCAUGAACUGAUGGGGUAUUUAAAUGUACAUAAAGCGCCAAUGGAAGGAUGCAAUCCACCCUUAAAGAUGUUUGUGGGAAAAAGAAAAAGGAAAUGCCUUUUUUCACACUGGGCUUUCUACAGCAUAGAUUUUCACAUUCUCAGCCAGUUGUUUUCUGUUCUGCCUAUUUUAAACCAGAGUCUCUUUUUUGCUUGAAUGCCUCAUUUGUGCUUCUCUGUUGAUGUGUUUUUAUUCUUGUUUUGCUUUAUUUUUCUUAAUCAUUCUUUAAGCAAUAAAACAAAGACAGCUUGAUAGGCAUUCAAGAAAACAAUUUUUUCUUAAAGUAUGCUGGUUGUCUUGAUGUGUGAAUGUAAGCAUCUUUUCCUGUAAUCAAUUUCAUACAUCUUGACCAUUUGAAUAUAUCCCUAAACUAUUCAUUUUUGAAGCAUAUAUUUAUUAUGUAUUUCAGGUUAAACAAGUGAUUUGAGUGGUAGAAAUGAAUAAAAAUUAUUUGCAUACUCUA